This is a messenger RNA of Chelonus insularis, 3825 nucleotides long. RefSeq lists its product as uncharacterized. The transcript is spliced from 5 exons. Gene Ontology annotation, cellular component: extracellular region. NCBI's taxonomy places the organism in Eukaryota, Metazoa, Arthropoda, Insecta, Hymenoptera, Braconidae. Gene Ontology annotation, molecular function: chitin binding. The record is from RefSeq and is a predicted model, not a curated record. The coding region runs from base 1 to 3825 and encodes 1274 amino acids.
AUGUUUCAAUUCUGGCUUUUUGGAGUGAUCAUUUUAACGGCUGCUAUAAGCCUCAAUGUUGUUACUGGAGAUAAUGAGUGUGAUAGAAAAUGUCGUGCCCUAGGACCAAUUACUACAAUCAAACAGGUGCCUCACAGUUCAUCAGACAAAUUUUGUACAUGUACUCCUGACGUUAACGCUGCACUUGGAGUCUGUGGUUUGCAUGAAACUUGGUCGAAUGUUGAGAAAAAGUGUAUUCCUUAUGAUGAUAUUGCUAAAGGCUGUAAAGCUAAUUGCCCAAAAGAUUGUGAAACUUUAAUUGGUCAUGAAGAUUGUUCAAAAUACUGUCAUUGUAAUGACGGAAGUUCAACAGUUGAAGAAUGCCCAAGUGGUUUUCAUUUUAGUAAAACAAAGAUGAUUUGUGUACCUCCAAAAGAAGCUGGAUGUGUUACAACUGGUACAAUAGGAUCAAAAUCGAGUUCUUAUUCAAUAAGACGUUCUGAUUCAUCUUCAAUGACUGAGUGUAUAGGAACAUGUCCGUUAAUGAACUCUAGAACAGAGACAGUUCAUUUACCUCAUACAAAUUGUCAGAAAUUUUGUAAAUGCAAUUGGGGAACACCUGUAGUUAUGGACUGUCCGGACAAUUUACACUUUAAUCCUACAUUACAAGUUUGUGAUUGGCCUUUUCAAGCAAAAUCAAUUAUUUCAACGGCUGCAGUAAAUUCCAUUGUCAUUGAAAGCUCAAGUUGUAUUGGAAAAUGUGUUCCUCCAUCACCAAGUAUCCAAUAUCUACCUCAUCAGCAAUGUGACAAAUAUUGUGUAUGUGUUUCUGGUCAACCUGAAGUAUUUAACUGUCACUUCAAUAAGCAUUGGUCGCGAGAAUAUGAAAUUUGUACUCAUCCAACUGAAGCAAAGUGUCAAACUUCGAGUAAUACAACAGCUUCAUCAAAUGCUCUUGAUCAGGGUUGUAAAACAAAAUGUCCACAAAAUGAGUCAGCUUUUUUAGCUCAUAAUGAUUGUGAAAAAUAUUGCUUGUGUAGUAAUAAUUCAGUUACUGUUUUUACUUGUCCAAACGGUCACUUUAGUGUAAAAAGCAACAGUUGUGUUUCUGUAGCAGAUGCUGGUUGUAUUACAAUUGAUAUCAGACCAGAUACAACAAGAGUGACAAGAAAGUCAAAUACUACUUCAAUAAUGACUGAUAAUGAAUGUGUUGGAUCAUGUCCAGAAUUAGAAGAUCCAUCUCACACUGUUUAUCUAGCUCAUCAUUGUAAUCAAGUUAAUUCUACUACUACUAUCAUUAUUCCACCAUCUGAUAAAGCUCUUAAGAAAGGUUGUCAAACUCAAUGUCCAAGAUAUAAUGCUUUGGUUCCACACAAAGACCGUCAUAAAUUUUGUCUUUGUAGAAAUGGAAAAAUAGUUAUUUUAAAAUGCCCAAGACCUUACUAUUUUAGUACUGAUCAUGCUAGAUGCAUUUGUACAGAAAAGUCGCAACGUACUAAUCUUACAAGACUUUUUUAUCCUGGUAAAACUACUAGAAUGUUUUCAUCAACUUCACUUUUACUAUCAACUGAACCCGUUCCAUCAUCAACUGAACCAUCUCCACCAAUAACAACUGGAAUAAUAGAGGAAUUCAAUAACUGUGUAGAGCCAUGUCCAGAUAUUAAUUCGGAUUAUUAUGACCAUUUUUAUAACAUAUCACAUAAAGAUUGUAAUAAGUAUUGCGAAUGCCUUCAAGGAAAUAUAACAAGAGUCAUAAGCUGCUCGGCUGAUCAUAAUUUUGAUAGGUUUUUCCGAAUAUGUGAUUUAAAAAAAUAUGCUGAAUGUUAUGGUAAUGAUAUCUUUAUUCCGUCAAAUUCACUUUCAUCACCACUUACAUCAUCUCUACCAAUAACAACUGGAAUAAUAGAGGAAUUUAAUAACUGUGUAGAGCCUUGUCCAGAUAUUAAUUCGAAUUAUUAUGAACAAUAUUAUAAUAUAUCACAUAGAGAUUGCAAUAAGUAUUGCGAAUGUUUUAAGGGCAACGUGACAAAAGUCAUGGUUUGCUCCAUUGACUAUAAUUUUGAUAGAUUUUUACGCAAAUGUGAUUUUUUAGUAUUCGUUGAAUGCGAUGAUGAUGUCUCUUUACUUCUAACAUCAACUGAACCAGUUUCAUCAUCAACUGAACCAUCUCCACCAAUAACAACUGGAAUAAUAGAGGAAUUCAAUAACUGUGUAGAGCCUUGUCCAGAUAUUAAUUCGGAUUAUUAUGACCACUUCUAUAACAUAUCACAUAAAGAUUGCAAUAAGUAUUGCGAAUGCCUCCAAGGAAAUAUUACUAAAGUCAUUGAAUGUUCGGCUGAUUACAAUUUUGAUAGGUUUUUCCGAAUAUGUGAUUUAAAAAAAUAUGCUGAAUGUUAUGGUAAUGAUUUCUUUAUUCCGUCAAAUUCACUUUCAUCACCACUUAAACUAUCGCCACUUAUAACAACUGGAAUAAAAGAAGAAUUUAAUAACUGUGUAGAGCCUUGUCCAGAUAUUGAUUCGGAUUAUUAUGACCAUUUCUAUAACAUAUCACAUAGAGAUUGUAAUAAGUAUUGCGAAUGCUUUCAAGGGAAUAUAAUAAGAGUCAUGAGUUGCUCGGCUGAUUAUAAUUUUGAUAGGUUUUUCCGAAUAUGUGAUUUGGAAUAUUUUGCUGAAUGUUAUGGUAGUGAUCAGUUCACUUUCUUUUCUACGUUAUUAUCUACUUCAUCCACAGAACUACCUCUCUUCAAUCAGCCAACAAACGAUGUAAAUAACUGUAUUGGAAAUUGUACACAGAUUUCAUCCAAAAAUUAUGAUACCGCGGUGAACUUACCACACGAAAAUUGUAAUAAAUAUUGCGAAUGUUAUCGAGGCGAAAUUAACGUGAAAGAAUGUCCACUUACUUAUCAAUUCGAUUGGUUCCGGCGCGAGUGUUUAACAUCAUCAAAUGCUUCUUGUUUAAAUCAUACGUUGUUUGUGGCUAAUCCAUCAUUAUUAUCUAAUUCUUCAUCUGAAACUCCAUUCAUUACUGCCUCACCAGAUUUUGAUAAUGAUGAUAAUUGUGUUGAAACUUGUCCAGGUAUUAAUUCUGUAAAUUAUGAUGAGUAUGUAAAAAUACCACACAAAAAUUGUAAAAAGUAUUGUGAAUGUCAUAGAGGAAUACUUACAGUAAUAGAUUGUCCACUUGAUUCUUAUUAUGAUUGUUAUUUUCAGACGUGUGAUGUGUAUAAAUACGCUACAUGUUACAACCAAUAUACCAUUUCUGCAGGACCAAUAACAUCUGAUCCAUCAGCUGCAUCACCUGAAAUUAUAGAAAACUGUAUUGGCAAGUGCUCAGGAGUUAGCAAGAUGAAUUAUGCAAUAUUUCUGAAGCAUAAACAGUGUCAAAAGUUUUGUGAAUGUUUCAAUGGACGUCUUACAGUUAAGUCAUGUCCAGUUCAUUCAUACUUUAAUUCAAAUCUAGGUCUAUGUGACCAGGCAAAAUAUGUAGAAUGUCCAGAUACCAAUAAAACUUCUAUAUUGUCUCCAAUAUCUUUAUCUAACACUAGUGAUUGCAUUGGGGUCUGUGUAUCAGACGAUGUAUAUUUAUUACCACAUAAACAUCGUGCAAAUUACUGUGAAUGUGAUCUUGGUUUUCUCAGCGUCAAGUCUUGUCCAUCAGGUACAUACUUCAAUGAUUAUACAAAGAGAUGUGAAGAUACGGAGUUUGAUGAUUCUACUAAAAUUUCUAAACCUUCAAUAACAAUAUUAUCAGAGUAUGUUGAAGGCUGUGCUGAAGAGUGUCCACCUUUCGUUGAUGAUAAUCAUGUGGAUUUCGUACCACAUAAACAAUGUGAAAAGAAUUACUAG